Fukomys damarensis (Damara mole-rat) is the source of this 1083-nucleotide messenger RNA. Its product is annotated as taste receptor type 2 member 110-like. Gene Ontology annotation, biological process: detection of chemical stimulus involved in sensory perception of bitter taste; sensory perception of taste; G protein-coupled receptor signaling pathway. The transcript has 2 exons. Gene Ontology annotation, cellular component: membrane. Gene Ontology annotation, molecular function: bitter taste receptor activity; G protein-coupled receptor activity. Lineage: Eukaryota; Metazoa; Chordata; Mammalia; Rodentia; Bathyergidae. The coding region runs from base 103 to 1041 and encodes 312 amino acids. The record is from RefSeq and is a predicted model, not a curated record.
GUUGUUUGCAUUUCUUGGUGUUUUCAUUCCAGAUCAGAUCUUAGCCUCUGCCUCUACAGUGAGGCAGUAACAUUGGAAAUUCAGGCAAUUCUUUUACACACGAUGAAUGCUGUGCUGUGGAGCACAUUCGCCAUCAUAUUUUGCAUGGAAGUCGUUAUUGGAUAUUUAGGAAAUGGACUAAUAGCACUAGUGAACUUUAUGGACUGGAUCAAGAGAAGAAAAAUCUGUGCAAUUGAUCAAAUACUCAGUGCUUUGGCGAUCUCCAGAAUUGGUGUGCUCUGCAUAGGGCUCCUAAGUGUGCUAAUACUUGUACUUGACUCUGCUUUCUUCAUGACUAUAAUCAGGUUUAGAGUGAUGAGCAUUACCUGGACAGUGACCAAUCAUUUUAGCCUUUGGCUGUCUACCUGCCUCAGCAUCUUCUAUUUUCUGAAGAUAGCCAAUUUUUCUAACCCUCUCUUUCUUUACCUCGCAUGGAGAAUUAAAAAAGUGGCAUCAGGGACUCUGCUGGUGUCUCUGUUCUUCUUGUUUUUAAAUGUUACACUGGUGAGCAAAUACAUUGAUGCCUGGAAUGACGCAUUAAAAAAAAAUAUGUCUUACAGUUCCAGGAUAAGGAACUCUGUACAAAUUUUCAAACCUCUUGCAUUCAUGAAUUGUGUGUUCGCUUUUAUACCCUUUUCUGUGUCCCUGACAAAUUUUUUCCUGCUCAUCUUCUCCAUGUGGAAACACCUUAAGAAACUGCAGCGCAAUAUGAAAGGAUACAGGGAUGUCAGCACCACAGCUCAUAUAAAAGCCUUGCAAAUUGGGUUUGCCUCUAUCCUGCUGUACACUCUUAUUUUUCUGUCUCUUAUCAUAGAAGUCAUAUGCUUAGAAUUCCUGGAUGAAACUCUUAUCCUUUUGUAUGACCAGGCGAGCGGAAUUUCUUUUCCUUCGAGUCCCUCUUUCGUCCUGAUUCUGGGAAACAGGAAGCUGAGACAGGCCUCUCUUUCAGUAUUGAGGCGGCUAAGGUGCAGGGCCAAAGGUGUGGAAUACUCAGAUCCAUAGAUCAUUAAUAUCAACUUUUGAAUUCUAGAAGAAAAUGAGUGC